Molecule: messenger RNA, 331 nt
Organism: Trichomonas vaginalis G3
Lineage: Eukaryota; Parabasalia; Trichomonadida; Trichomonadidae
Product: protein of unknown function, DUF4106 family
Exons: 1
Source: RefSeq, a predicted model, not a curated record
AUGCCACGUAAGCUACGUAAGAAUAUACGUAAGAGGAAGAGAGCAUUGAAACAUCCAAUAGUAAAACUGACACCACAACAACAGUUGCAACAACAAAUGAUGAAUGACCCCACUAUGUUGCAACAAAUGUCAAGCAAUCCUAUGCUUUUAAACCGAGUUCUUGGUGCACAGAGUGGAGGUUUAAGAGCGGCACUUUUAGCGAAAAUGGCAGGCUAUGGUGGAGCUGCAGACGGAACAGCAUAUAACCCUCAAAGUCAAAUGAAUUUGAGUUCACUCAAAAAUCAAAUAGCAGAUGUCAAAAAGUCAAACAUAGACAUACAGAAGCAAAUAA